This is a messenger RNA of Penicillium hordei, 1440 nucleotides long. RefSeq lists its product as uncharacterized. Gene Ontology annotation, cellular component: vacuole. NCBI's taxonomy places the organism in Eukaryota, Fungi, Ascomycota, Eurotiomycetes, Eurotiales, Aspergillaceae. Gene Ontology annotation, biological process: carbohydrate metabolic process. Gene Ontology annotation, molecular function: beta-galactosidase activity. The record is from RefSeq and is a predicted model, not a curated record. The transcript has 2 exons. The coding region runs from base 1 to 1440 and encodes 479 amino acids.
AUGGAGGGAUCUAUCUCAAGAUUUCUUCUUUUGGUCUUUAGCCUUCUGUCUGUAGUACGAGCCAUUGAUCCAUUCACGUACAACAACGACACUUUCAUUCUCCAUGGCGAGCCCUACCUCCUUCGUGGCGGUCAGAUGGACCCACAACACAUCCCCCACGAAAAGCCUUUCCUGGAAGCCUCAAGGGCUUUCAUCAACCGCCUUGCAGAUGAGGUUGGUGAUCUCCAGGUCACCGACGGAGGACCUAUCUUGAUGGUCCAAAUUGAGAAUGAGUAUGGAUCCUAUGGAAGUGAUCACGAGUACUUGAGUGCUUUGAAGGAUAUAUUCACAGCUUCUUUCGAUGUACCCUUUUACACCAAUGACGGUGGCACCCAGGCAAUGCUCGAAGGCAGGCAGAUCUCAGGUGUCUUGGCUGAGACGGACGGGGAUGUUUAUGAGGGAUUCGCUACACGCGACAAAUACGUUACCGAUCCAACUAGUCUCGGCCCCCAGCUCGAUUGUGAGUACUAUAUCACAUGGCUCCACCAGUGGGCAAGCAAUUACAAACACAAGAGCAACGUCGGACACAAGGAAGCUACGGAUAAAAUUACGAAGGAUAUCAAGUGGCUACUAAAUAACAACGGCUCAUUCAAUCUAUUCAUGUUCCACGGUGGCACGAACUGGGGAUUCCAAAAUGGAGCUAACUGGGCCAACGCCCUGCAGCCCAUCACCACAAGCUAUGACUACGGUGCGCCCCUCGACGAAACAGGUCGGACGAACGAUAUCUACCAUGCGAUUCGAGAGACUAUCGGCGCCAUCAUCGGCGAAGACAAGCUCCCCGCUCUUCCAGCAGAACAACCAUUAAUUGAAAUACCAUCUGUUAAACUUACCCCGUCUGUGGGCAUGUUUGAUUCCCUUCCCAAACCUACCGAGAAAGAAUUCCCAGUCAAUAUGGAAGCAGUUGGCCAGGCGACUGGACUAAUCCUCUACCGACACGUUAUCACAACCCCCGUCAGCGGCACGGUCAAAACCGGCGGUAAACCCCGGGAUCGGGUCCUCGUGUACGUGAACAAGAGCCGAGUUGGCGUGACUGACGGUACAUACGCUUCACCGAGCACCGUCAACCUGGAUCUGAAAGAAGGCGAUGUGCUCGAUAUUCUAGUCGAGAACCUCGGACGCGUUAACUAUGGACCUGAGAUCGUGGACCAGCGUAAGGGGAUUGUGGGCAAUGUCACCGUUGGUGCAAGUGUGCUCUCCAAGUGGGCGAUAUACUCUUUGCCUUUGGCGUCGCCGCCCGACUCUACCGACGGCAAAACGCCUCUGAAGCCCUCUGCUACUUCAGGCCCUAUCUUCUUCACUGGUUCGUUCGACUUGGAUAAGGUUGGUGAUACGUUCCUCGAACUACCUAGUUGGACGAAGGGUGUGGUUUGGGUCAAUGGAGUCAAUUUGGGCCGUUAUUGA